Heterobasidion irregulare TC 32-1 is the source of this 369-nucleotide messenger RNA. RefSeq lists its product as uncharacterized. Gene Ontology annotation, biological process: protein folding. The record is from RefSeq and is a predicted model, not a curated record. The transcript has 5 exons. Lineage: Eukaryota; Fungi; Basidiomycota; Agaricomycetes; Russulales; Bondarzewiaceae. Gene Ontology annotation, cellular component: prefoldin complex; cytoplasm. The coding region runs from base 1 to 369 and encodes 122 amino acids. Gene Ontology annotation, molecular function: protein folding chaperone.
AUGUCUACACUUCCCGAUGACACUCUACGCAAGAUCUUGAUUCAGAUACAGCAAACUGCUAUCCAAUCCCAGCGUGCACUCAGCAUGACGCGCCAGCAGGUCGCGACUAAGGAGCGAGAGCGACGGAUAUUACAGCUCACGAUCGAUGAAAUAGGCAGUAUGGAAGGGGAUGUCAAACUCUACAAAGGUGUCGGCAAAAUGUUCAUGAUGAUGCCCAGACCUGUCAUGGAAAAGGACUUGAAGUCGCAAGAGAAGGGUCUGACAGAUGACAUCAAUAGCCUAAACAAAAAGUCCAAAUAUCUUGAGAAGCAGUUCAAUGACUCCCAAUCACAGCUUCGCGACAUUUUCCAUAGUGCACCCAAAUCGUAG